Molecule: messenger RNA, 7377 nt
Organism: Etheostoma spectabile (orangethroat darter)
Lineage: Eukaryota; Metazoa; Chordata; Actinopteri; Perciformes; Percidae
Gene: ankfn1b
Product: ankyrin repeat and fibronectin type III domain containing 1b
Exons: 23
Coding region: 444-4619 (1391 amino acids)
Biological process (GO): signal transduction; regulation of establishment of bipolar cell polarity; establishment of mitotic spindle orientation
Cellular component (GO): spindle
Molecular function (GO): protein binding
Source: RefSeq, a predicted model, not a curated record
UCUCUCUCUAUCUCUCUCUCUCUCUCUCUCUCUCUCAUUUUCUCUCAUUUUCUCUCUCCUUCUUGUUUGCUCUCCAGUGAGGGGGCAGUGCUCCUGCAGUUACAAACGUUACUAUUUUGAGAGAGUCAGUGUGUGAGCUCAGCGCGCCAUAGCAAGCAAUCCAGAGAGGAGAGAGGCAGAGAAAGGCAGAGUGGGGUUUGGCUCGUUCUGCACAUUAAGAGCCAUGCACAAAAGGAUAAGGGAGUGCAGGGAGACUUGGACCUGCUGCUGAAGCCACGGCGCGCCGCCCAACCCAGGUAUAGAAGCAGAAGAAGACAGACAAGCCGGGAAGUCCUGUAACGAGGAGAUUUGCAGAAUAGGACCAGGAACAAUUUUUUUGACUGAUCAAAAGGAAAAAGGGAAAAAGGGGAGAGGGAGGUGGAGGUGAGCAGAGAGAGGAAAAGAUGGCGAGUUUUGGGAAACUCACAGACUACUUUAAUCGCCGUAAGUCUCAAGAGGAGCUGCGGGUGGGCAGGAGCACGCAGCGCAGAGGCAGUUACUGCUGCACUGUGGCAGAGGCCAGGUCACUGGAAAGGAAGCUGCAGAGACCCAUACUGGCUAAAUCCCGCACUCUCCCCAGCAUCCCCCAGUCUCCUACAAUCUCCAGGGUCCAUCAAUCUGAUCUCAUUGGUGGGAGUCCUCCUCGCAGGAAGAACCCACCCGCUGCCGGAAGCCACCCAAAGGCCUGCACUCUGCCACCUGAAGGGGAGCUGUGGCGUUUGGAGGAUGACAUGGAGGGCGAAGAUGAGCCGGAGCACGGUGGGUGCACCGAGGCCCGCCCUCGCUCCCAGUCGCCCUUUUCCCACUUCCGGGCGCGAGCUGCCUACCUCCGCAAGAGCGUCUCAGCAGAUGACCACCUGGACAUAGGCUCGGACUACAACGCUGCGACUGCAGUCGAGGGCAAGCCGACCCGUGGCAGCAAGGGCAAGCUGAAGAGAAAGUUUAGUCUGGGCUCUGCUGACCGAAAGGAGAAUCUCCACAAGAAGUCAGAGUCAGGGAUCUCCAAAUUUACCCAUCGUCUGUCCCUCAAAGAGCGUGUGUCCAAAGCAGAGAAGACUUCCACGGACAGACCUCCAUCCUACAGGAGACGAUCUCUUAGUGUGGACUGGGCUGACUCCGCCAAGAUGACGCAGCCAAUGAGGGGGGACCAGGCCCACCAGCCGGCCCCAACCCGCAAGUCAACCAGCCUGUCCUCGCCAAGCGCGGCUCGCCGCCUAUACCGCAACUUGUCUGGAAAGUUCCGUACCAACCCCCCUGCCCUGGAGGACAGUGUGGUGUCAGGACGGGGAGGAGACAAGGAGAAGCUGCGCAAAACCACCGUAUUCCAGAGUAAUGAAGCGCUGUUUGAGGCAGUGGAGCACCAGGAGCUGGACCUGGUACAGCUGCUUUUGUCCCAGUACAGUCUGGAGGAGCUGGACCAUAACACCCCAAACAGUGAGGGUCUUCUUCCCCUCGAUAUCGCUAUAAUGACCAACAACGUGCCCAUGGCCAAGCUGCUACUGCAAGCUGGUGCCAAGGAAAGCCCCCACUUUGUGAGUCUGGAGGGCCGAGCAGGGCAUUUGGCCACCUUGGUGCAGGAGGCUGAGCAGCGGGUGUCAGAGCUUCAGGCCCAGGUUCGAAGCGACGGUCCUGGAGAGCGGGAGGGAUCUGACCGGGAGCGGCAGCUAAAGGCCUGGGAGUGGAGGCUGCGGCUCUUCCGACGCAUGCAGACAGGCUUUGAGCAUGCUAGCCCUCCAGAUGCCCCCAGUGUAGUCCGCCUGUCUGUCAGCAGCAGCACCAGUCUAAGGGUGGACUUCCAGGAACCUCUUUGUGUCAACUCUGCUGUGGUUACCAAGUACAAAGUGAGCUGGAGCAGUGCUCCUUUAUUAAGUCCUUUGCUGGGUGAGAUAAUCGUGGAGGACACCACUCUGCUACAGUGUCACAUCCCUGGACUCACUUCUGGGACCUAUUACUAUGUCCAGGUGUCAGCCUACAACAUGAAGGGCUGGGGGCCUCCACUAGUUUCCACACCUGCCUGCGCUGCACCUUCCAGUUGGAGGGAUAUCGAUGGCCGCGCUCCACGUCAGAGAGGCCAGAAGGAGGCGCUUGACCAGCUACUUGGACAGAUAAAAGAAGCUCACCGCCACUGUGUCUGCCAUGAACAGUCCAGAGCUCCACCACAAGGGAGGAAGCAUUCAGUAUCCAAAAGCCUGCGCCACCUCUUCCAACCCACCAGCAAAUUUGUUAAAAGCUUGAAAAGAGGUCUCUAUCUGACAUCCAUACUCUACAGAGAUGAUAAUGUGUUGGUGACUCCAGAGGACCAGAUUCCUGUUGUGGAGGUUGAAGAUUCCUACUCCAGCUCCCUCAUGCAGGACUUCCUCUGGUUUACAAAGGUAUCCUAUCUAUGGGAGGAGAUUCCCUGGCUGCAGCAGUGUCUCAGUCCAUCCCAGUCGUCCUGUUCCUGUACUUUGCAGACACGCCUCAAGAUGCUGCAGGCUGUCUCCCAUCUACAGGGAAUGCUGGGAACCCAGGACCUUGGUCAGGUGUACUUUGAGCCAAUCAAAGACAAGCAUGGUAAUGCCCUGCUGGUGCUCCUGAAGGACAUGAAUGCCUGUCCCAACCUGGAUGGGGUUCGCUGGACGCAGCUUUGCAAACUGCAGCUCCAACGCAAGUCCAUCUCGUCCCCUGAAGAGCCCACUGCCUUGGACAUUCUUCUCAUCACACUCCAUGAGAAGCUGGCGUAUCACAGGCGAAGCAAGAAGACAUUGCCUCCAGGCUUAUACCUGGGCUACUUGAAGCUGUGUACAUCAGUGGAGCAGAUCAGAGCGCUUGUGCCCCAGAAACUCCCCAACGUCCUCUGUCACUCCAAAAUUCGGAACAACAGCAACGUGUCCAGAGAGGAGUGGCAGUGGCUGCAGGCUCUCAACUCUCUGGAGGAGUCGUCGGAAAUGGACAGUGAAGAACAAAGUGCUCCACAUCGCCUCCUACAGGACCUGCGCAGCGCCACCAAAGACCUGAUGGGAUACAUCAAUGUCCCUGGCAAUCAGGUGCAGGACUUCCGUAUCUACAGCCAAGAAGUGGUAGAGUUUGGAGAGAAAGUGUCCUUCCUGCUCCUCCUACCACCUUCAGAUGAAGUGUGCACAGCUCCUGGUCAGAAUAACCCAUACUCCCCCCGCUCUGGCUUCCUCACCCUGCCCCUGCAGAUCUUUGAAUUGGUCCACUUUAAUGCCUAUUGCCCCAGUUUCAUCGGCCAGUACUGCAGAGUUUCGGCUUUGCUGGAGCUGGAGUCCCUCAUGUCCCAGCAGGCCCUAAGGGAGGCCUUCUCUGAGGCUGAGCUCAACGCUGCCAAGAAGAAACACCAGCUGGUCCAGGAACACAUACAGCAAAUGGAGGAGGUGUGGCGCGAUGCGAGGUGGAUCAUGGACGCCCUGCAGUAUGCUCGCUACAAGCAGCCAUCAGGAGGCAUCUCCAUAAGCUGGAUAAUUGACUUCUCCAAGGAAGUGUUGCCCGAAAAGCCUCCCUCUACCACCUCCCAACCAGACUUGCCCUCCCCCAUGCCUUCACCCGAACGCUGCCGCAAGCACUCAGAUUUUGCUGGACUAUCAGAUGAGGAGGGCUCCUCUGAGGUCUUCCUCACCACCGACAGUGACUAUGACUCUAGCCGUGCCCAGAGUCCCCGUGAGCUGGACCUGUUGCCGCCCUCACCUGUCUCAUCUUCUGCGCCGCGUAGUGACGGGAUCAGCUCAGGAGGAGGGAUGUGUCUCGGGGGGAGUGGAUGCGGUGGUGGGGCACUAAGGGAUUCCACGCCAGAUGUCCUCCAGGCCUCAGAGCUGCAGCACGGGAGGGAAGGGGAGCGGUGUGGCGGAGGAGUUCACUGUGUCAGGGAAAGGCGAAGGGGGGGGCCAGAGCUCUUUGACAGUGACUUCAUCCUGCCCAGCAGGCAGAUCGAGCUGUUGCACAUCACAGAGAAGAGGCAGGCCUUCUGUGUGAGAACCAGCAGCCUGGAGUUCCCUUCCACCACCUCAGCCCACCAGCCUUACUCCUACCACACUACUUGCCCCUCGCCCUCCAACUCACCACAGCGGAGAUGGCACAGGCCCUCGUCGGUGGACCGCUGUUGCUCGGCUGAACGCUGCCAGCCACGGCUUCCACCAGCGCGUACGUUAUCAGAGGACAGCGGCACACAGAGACUCUCCUCACCGUCACCUGCUGCCCUCAGGAAAGGCUGUCAUGCCACACUCAGAGUGUACCCACAGUAUCGCACAGGCCUGCCAAAGGAGACCAGUGUUAAGCUUUGUGCAACUCCAGGGACGUCAGCGCGGGAGAUAGUCCAGCUAGUGGUGCAGGAGAUGAACAUUGUGUCGCGACGCAUGCUCGGUAGCAGCGGAGGCGGUGGUGAACAGGAGCAGUGUGUGUACUACAGUCCUGAACAGUUAAAGCACUUUGGGCUCAUGCUGGUGGUGGACAAUAGAGAAAAAUGGCUCCAGGAUGAUUUCUGUCCCCUGGAGCUCCAAAGCCCCUGGCUGAGGGGCAAACUAUGCGUUCGCAUUAAGGAAUAUUCACCACUAGCACUCAAACACAGCAGGGCCACCACAGUUUGACACUUCCAGGAGAGAGAAUGAGAACAUUUAAACACAUAAAGAGAACAUGUAAGAGUACCUGCCAUGUGCAGAUUCUCUGGAUUAACUUUGGAUAAAUACGUUUGGAAAUGAAGGAACUGUUACAUUUGUACAAACAGGCCUAAACGCUACACUACUUUCUCUCUCUCUGUGGUGUGACCAUCCACAACUGCAGCUAUUACAUGACAUAUGUUCUGCUGUGUUCUUGUUAUGAAAUGCUUCUGUUUCCAUGAAAUGCGUUCCCCCAUACGUAGGAUCUUUUUUUAUGAACAUCAGAGACCCUCAUAUGGACACCAAAUGAACAAUAACAAAAUGGAACAAAGAGAUAUAGUUUUUGUGUUGUCAGGAAUCAUUUGGGAAAAAGAUUGUGAUGCCGAGCAAGAUUAAUAGAGGGUCACUUUGACUGUUGGCAAGAUUGACACCGGCACAUUGGGCCGUGCACGCCAAAACGACAUGGGCAGCAUCAUCAUCCCCAGCCACACGCCAACACAGGUUUUCCAAUAAACUCUCUCAUUGUGUCAUUCCCAAAGAGCUGUCGGUUGCAGCCGCCCGGCCCCAUGUUCCCAGGAUGUGGCCUCUGGACACGGCCCAGAGGGCAGGAAGGCAGGGCGAAGUACAGAGAGGGGCUGGCGUCUCCGCUUGGGGACGCAAUCAGCCCGACGAUUCGGCCCAUCAGCCUGUCACUCAGCUGCUCUUGUCCACUGUAUGGUAGCAAAGCAGCCAAGCAAGGGAGAGAGAGCUAGAGAGAGAGUGAGAGAGAGCAAAGAGGAGGAUGGAGGCUGCAUCUUUCAGUUCCUAGCACUGGCUCUUUGGUGCACUUUUUCUUCCUUUUCGGCAACAGAUCCUCUGUAUAGUAAACUCAGUCGUAGUGUAGCUAACAAACACUCAUCUUGUGAAUUAACACAAAAUAAAACCAGCCAAUUUGGAUUUUCACAACAGAGAAAACACAAGCAAUACUUGACCCUUUUGGUUUUUCUAAUAGAUGGGGAAAAAGCAUGUAAACCUUCCAGAAUUGUGGUGAGUACAUCUAAAGUACUGUAGUUCAUGCUGUGCUGUAAUGCUAAAACCUAGAUCAGUGUUUUGUUUUGUUUGGUUCAGUGGUAUUCCCCGAUGGUUCAGAAAAUGGUGCCCGCCAGUCUACAGCAGGGUCUCCCAAAGGGAUCCUAGUAUGAAAGGGAUGACUAGUUGUAAAGAGGCCCAGUGUUUGUUAGCAAAGUAACACAUCCUACAGUUUAUUCCAGACUUUCCUCUGAACUUCUUCAAAAUAAGUUAUAUAUUACCUAUAAGAGGGUUUAAAAGGGUUUACGUUUUAGCCACGGAACUUACCGCCACGACCUGCAAAGCGUGUGACCGAUGGCGAAUUGUAAAAGCAAAAUGUCAAAUGUAAAAACACCCAUAAAACCACAUUGCCAAACCCACAGCCAGUGUGAUCUGUUAGAUAACAUUGUAAUAGCCUGCACAGCCAGUUGUGCUCAGUCUGCGGUAAACAUGCUAGCAGAUUAGCUCGCGAGCAGUAGCGCUCAGCUUGUCUACCCUAAUGGGUUAUGGGACGCUCUCCUUGCAAAUGGAAGUGUUCAGUCGAGAUUCUCUAAUAUGUGGACCUCAAUUACCAAAACACCGAUGUGGGUAUUGUACUUUUGGAUGAACCACUAUUCCUGACUACACAAUAAUUAAGGCCUCUUACCAAUCUACAUCAUCCUUUUUUAGCUAUUUUUUGGGAACCUGUGCCAAGUUUUGAUUUCUCUGUUCACUACGGUACAGUGUGUGAAACAGUCUAUGCAUUGUUUACAUCAAACUCCACAUCUAAAACUGCAGGUUGUUGUGUUUAAUUGUUGUGUUAUAUUUUUUUCUAUCAACUGUUUUUCAGUAUAUGAUCAAUGCUUUUUUCCGGCUAUAAAACGUCAACAUCAUACCGUUAAUAAUAACCUGCAGCAUUUUCAAAAUGUAGCACCAGAAAGGUCAAAAAGAGUUGAGUGGUAUGAAGACAGUGGACCUGUCCUCAAUUACUGUAGCAUUCCAGGUUAACAAGAUGUUGUCCAACCUGUCACAGGGGGAGUUAACAACGGCAUCUCUCAAAGUGUUUACAGCGGUUAGUUUCCCUACUCUUUCUAACAUGUGUUUGUGUGUAACUACUGUAUAUAUAUGUCUUUAGACACUGAUAACUGAUGUUAUAAGUUGUAGUUGGUUUUACUGAUGGCUUGAACUGUUGUAUUAGCGCUUAGAUGUCUUCUUUAUUCACAUUGUUUUGUUCAAGCGGUUUUUACGGGGACCAACUGCAAAAAACAACACAACUAGUAACUGAACUAUGUACAUAGACUAACAAAGACCACUUGGAUGAAUGUACUGUAUCUGCCCUAAAUGUGAAAGUAAGUGAAUGUGGGGCUGUAAUCACUACUGAGGUCAAAUGACAGUGAAGUUAUAGGCAGGAAUCUGUCUUAAGAUUAAGCUGAAGGGGAAGAAGGGGAUUUGAAUUCCCUGUCCAGUUGAAAAAUAAAGUAAAGCCCCAUGUUUACAAGUAGCCGUUGGCAGAUCCAUCAGGCAAAGUCAUGAAGGAGACAUCACGUCACUUUUUUAAAAUCUAUUUUUAUUGAACAAUAAAUGAAUAUUACAAAAUAAAAGCCUUGGUUGUUUACGAGGAUUUCUUCUCUUUUAACAGAUCACUGCACACGAGUGUAGGACGUUUCUAUCCUUCAUGUGAGUCCCACUGAGCACUAAUAACAUCUUUUAUGUGACAUUGACC